AUGUACGCAAAGGAAUGGGCGAUGGGAGAUAUGUUCGUUUGUCACGAACCUACGAGCGUUGCUCAAGUGAUCAUGCACUUCACCGUCUCCCAUGCUGCCUCACCCAUAAGAUCGCUCCCUGGCAGCGACAAGUUGUUGUCGGACAAAUCAUGCAGCGACGAGGCGGUACUGCUUGCGCCGUCCAACAGGACCGCCGCUGCGUCCGUUCCCGGCUCCGCAACUCCUCUUAUCCGCGACGAAGCGAGAUUCAGCGUGGUAUCCGCGCUCGCGACGCCGAGAUACCACGCCCCUGCAUCCACUUCAUUCUUGAGCUGCCCUGGCGUCCACCCGCAGUACCCCACGAAAAGGAGAAGUGAUGCGGCGUGCGUCUCCUUCACAGCCUCGAAGUUGCUGACGUGCCACAACCCGGGAACGACCUCUGUGGUAACACCUGGGAUAUAUAUUCUGCUUAGUGCGACGAGGCAGCGCGCGUUCCGUUCCGUCCCCAUGGGACCGCCGAUGCCAACCUUGCAGGCCAACAGCACUGCAUUCUGCUCGCAGUCUAGCUCCGGGACAAUGACAGACAGCGGUCGGCUCGUGUGGCGGUUUAAAAUUAUCCCUAUCGAGCCUUUCUCAUCAUCGUGGUGCAAUACUAGAACGACAGUGUGUUUCCACCAGUCUGACGUUUUCUCAUGCGCGACGAGGAGGCAGCCGGUCUCCGGGGUCUGUAGCGCGUGCGCCCAACCGCCCACAGUGCCUGACGCUGACUCUCCUUCAGACGCUUUCGCAUCUUGGACGGUCAAGACGACGUGAUUAUAUUGGGGAUGUGCCAGCUCAUUCGAGAUUUCGGGAUCACGUUCUUGUUUUACGAGAGACGCUCUGCGCGCGUGCGAUUCGGGAACGAGGGGAAGCACGUGGCUUGGUCAGUCGUCUGAAGUAAACUGUUUACCCGCCCCGGAGUGGUGGGGGGAUGGUGUCGGUCCAAGACGCACCGGAACGCCCUCCAAUCGCCUCUGAUCUCAACCGCAUCUGAGCUAUCGUUGUGGCUGUCUUGGUCUGCGAGCGCGUACACACGAGAGCGCGUGACUCGGCGCCGAACACCGACAAUUCGUUCGGGAGAACAACGAUGCUGAGUAGGACAAACCGCCGCACCUGUAGCGUGGACGUGCGCGCAGGGAAGCACGAUGGACGCGCGGGAUAUCACGACUGACAUCGUGCGCCUUAGAAAUGCGCGUCGCGACGAAAUUAGCGAGCACUCGUGCUGCGAGCUCGUCUUUUGUCCCGAGCGCGACAACUGUUGAGGGCUACCUGUGUGUGGGCUACCUGUGUGUGUGUUAAUUAUUAAUAUAUAUGUUUCCG
Molecule: messenger RNA, 1338 nt
Organism: Micromonas pusilla CCMP1545
Lineage: Eukaryota; Viridiplantae; Chlorophyta; Mamiellophyceae; Mamiellales; Mamiellaceae
Exons: 1
Coding region: 1-792 (263 amino acids)
Source: RefSeq, a predicted model, not a curated record